Racocetra persica is the source of this 700-nucleotide messenger RNA. The record is from the annotation of a GenBank genome assembly. NCBI's taxonomy places the organism in Eukaryota, Fungi, Glomeromycota, Glomeromycetes, Diversisporales, Gigasporaceae.
UGUUUUCGCUGCCUGUGGCGAUGCUGGUGGCUGUACGUGUGAUAAAAACGAUCAAAUUGGCGGACUCAAGUGUGGUUAUGAACUUAAUAAUCAUUGUCCUUCGGAUCCCAGCUCCAUUUUUCAAUGUAGUCCAGGUGGUAGUAAAAUUUGUCGUUAUGGUCCUUGCACGCAUGGAUGUUGUGCGAUCGAUAAUGGAAAAAGCUAUUGCUGCAGGGACAAUAAAUGUUCAGGGUGUCCUUCUGACAAAUGGAUUAAGAAAGGCUCUAAUUCACCUCCUCCUAAUCCUCCCCCUUCUAAUCCACCACCUUCAAAUCCACCACCUUCCAAUCCACCACCUUCUAAUCCUUCUGGAUAUGAUAGACAAAAGGCUGUCAAUUAUGCAGGACAAUAUUGUAAAACCCCAAAUCCGAAAUACAAAAAUUUUGAUUCAGUGGGGGGAGAUUGUACCAAUUUCGCUUCGCAAGUUUUAAAUACAGGUGGCAUUCCUACAGAUAAAGAAUGGAAACCGUACACAGUUCCAUGGAUAAAUGUGGUGUCGUUUUAUAAUUAUCUUAUUAGUCACAAAUUGGCGAAAGAAUGCCAAUUGAGUGAAUUGAAGCCAGGUGAUUUUAUUCAAUAUCUUGGUCCUCAAAGGUAUUCUCAUACUGUUGUAGUUGUAACCUCAGGUGCAGAUCCCAUAGUGGAUUCUCACAGUGCAUUU